AUGACAGAAGAUGAAAUAUCAUUAGUAAAACUAUACACAACACCUUCAGAAAUCUGUGAUAUAAAAAUAACUGAAGAACAUCAAUUAUCACAUAUUUUAAUUAGUUUAACAGCUGAUGGAGUUUCUAUGUGGAAGUCUGAGAAUACAUUUACGGCUGAUAUAAAAUUUCAACAAUUAGUUGUGAGGCAAGUAAAAGAUUUUGUGUGUUUUGGUGAUCAGAUACUAUGUACUACAUUUACAAAUUUAAUUUAUUUAUUGAUGCUUGAUGAUGAGACGUCAUAUUUAAAAACAUCUGCAAAAGAAUAUUGUGAAGCUGGAAAUGUCUUAGAUAAUUCGGGAUAUUUGUACAAAAUCUUGGAAGAAGUUGAUAAAAAUGACAAACUUGCAAAGAAAAUUAACGAAGAAAGCAAUUAUAUAACAGCAUUAUCAUUAUCAAAUCGUCCUGAUAUAUUGGAUAAGGUUAUAGGAUAUUGUGUGUUUGUUUAUGAAAAAUAUGAAGAAGUACUUAAAGAAAGUGUGGAGUUGACUUUGACUGACAAUAUCAAUGAAUACUUUGUGAAUAAUUUGUUUUACUUUUUAAUAAAAAUAACUGUUUUGUUUGAAAAACAAAAAAUAAGUGACAUUUUAAUACAAGUAUUAAUGGAUUUAAUGAUACAUGUGACAUUUUUGUCUGAACAAAAGGUUAUUAAAACUACAAGUAUAAAGGUGCUGGAAGAACUGAAAAACUCUAAUAUACUUAUUCCAUUAAGUAGUAGAAAUAUAAAUUCAACCGUUGAUGUAAAUAUUAAGAUUGUAAAAAGAAUACCAGGAGCAUUUGCACAGGAACAAGUAUUAUGCACAAUUUUACAUCAAAAACGAAUAUCUCUUAAUUCUGAGCAUUUCAUAAAAUCAAAAAUCAUUACGAAAAAUAUAAUUUUAUUAAAAGAACCAGAAUACUCUGUUGAAGAUACAAUUCAUCAUGUUUCGUUUAAUAACAAUAAACAUUUGUUUAAAUUUACUGAUAUAUCAAAUUUAAGACAAUUUGAUGAGUGGUCUUUCUACAUGAAAUUGCCAAAGAAUUACGAAGAAGCAUUUAAAAACGAAUCUUUCUAUAUACAGAAGUUUUGUUGUAAUAAAGCAAAACAAUUACUACAAGAAAACACAUCUGAAGAAUUUAUCAAAGGAUUAAACACCAUUGGUUUUGAAAUAGGAAGUGAUAAAGUAAAAAUCGAAGUUAUCAAUGAUGGAUUCUCAAGUUCCUCACUUAAAGUUACUAGUAAAGAUAUCAAAAUAGGAUUAGAUAUAAGGAAUUUCUACAGUGAUCUGACUUAUAAUAAUUUCAAGGAAUAUAAACCUGGCAAAGAGUUUGUCAGAUAUACUAUAUAUACUACAGUUGAAAAUUUCCAGAAAGCAGUAAAACAGUGCAUUAUAGAAGGCUUUAACAAUGAAAAAUUUAAAGUCCUAUUUGAACAGUUUCAAAGAGAUGUAUUUGGUGCUUUGCCUUUAUGA
Parnassius apollo (apollo) is the source of this 1488-nucleotide messenger RNA. Lineage: Eukaryota; Metazoa; Arthropoda; Insecta; Lepidoptera; Papilionidae. The record is from the annotation of a GenBank genome assembly.